AUGGCGUCCGCUACCGACUCCCGCUAUGGGCAGAAGGAAUCCUCGGAUCAGAACUUCGACUAUAUGUUCAAGAUCCUGAUCAUCGGCAACAGCAGCGUGGGGAAAACAUCCUUCCUCUUCCGGUACGCCGACGACUCCUUCACGCCCGCCUUCGUCAGCACCGUCGGCAUCGACUUCAAGGUCAAGACCAUCUACCGGAACGACAAACGCAUCAAGCUGCAAAUCUGGGACACCGCCGGCCAGGAGCGGUACCGCACCAUCACCACCGCCUACUACCGCGGCGCCAUGGGCUUCAUCCUGAUGUACGACAUCACCAACGAGGAGUCCUUCAACGCCGUGCAGGACUGGUCCACCCAGAUCAAGACCUACUCCUGGGACAACGCUCAGGUCCUGCUGGUGGGGAACAAGUGUGACAUGGAGGACGAGCGCGUCGUCUCCUCAGAGAAGGGCCGCCAGCUCGCCGAGCACCUGGGUGAGUGCGAGGGGGGGCGGGGAACACCACGACACCCCGGUGCAGCCAUCUUCCCACAAAAUCAUUUAAUUAGGGGCUUAAUUCCCUCGCUGUAA
Charadrius vociferus (killdeer) is the source of this 567-nucleotide messenger RNA. RefSeq names its product ras-related protein Rab-3A-like. Gene Ontology annotation, cellular component: synaptic vesicle; synaptic vesicle membrane; axon. Gene Ontology annotation, molecular function: GTP binding; GTPase activity. Lineage: Eukaryota; Metazoa; Chordata; Aves; Charadriiformes; Charadriidae. The record is from RefSeq and is a predicted model, not a curated record. The transcript has 3 exons. Gene Ontology annotation, biological process: regulation of exocytosis; axonogenesis; regulation of synaptic vesicle fusion to presynaptic active zone membrane. Bases 1 to 567 code for a protein of 188 amino acids.